Iphiclides podalirius (scarce swallowtail) is the source of this 4212-nucleotide messenger RNA. Lineage: Eukaryota; Metazoa; Arthropoda; Insecta; Lepidoptera; Papilionidae. The record is from the annotation of a GenBank genome assembly.
AUGAUGUUGAAAACGCAAACGACCGAUAAAAAACGUUUCUCGCACAAACGCCUCCUAAGGCUCUUCGUCAAGAGCUUGAAACAGAACACGUCGGCGCUUAAAGACCUGAAACUGUCAAUGGACUCGAACUACGCACGAAACGUCCAGAAAGAUAGCGAAAGAAUGAUCGAGUUGGCGAACUCCGUCAACGAGAAGCUAGACGUCGUCCACAAGCUGCGGAACGACAUCAAGAUAUAUCGAACGAUAAACACGGUGCUGACGAAUCACUACGUGAAACAGACCAGAGACCACGAGAACACUGUAGACAACAAAAUCGUCCAGCUCAAGGAGCAGAUCAAGAGGUCCUACGACGACCUGAGAACGGAGAUAUCCAAGAUGGUGCAGCAGAAAAGCAUUGGACACGAAUCGAAGAUCACCGCACCGAUUCACAACAGCACCGUAUACGUGGUAGGGAACGAUCUCAAAUGCAACCGGUACAACGAAUUCCACCUCAGGAACGAGAUCUACAACAAUAUUAUAAGGAAGAUAGACAAGCUGUUCUGCGGAAUGGCGUACCAGGACAGGAUUAAGGAGGAGGAGCAGAAAGAGGCGGAGUCUGCGCGUUUGGAGGAGAUACUGAACAUGUGCGCGGAGUAUGAGAGGCAGAUCGCCACAGGUAAUCCCAUAACACCAACCGAGAAGAGGUCACACAACAAAAUAAUUACAAACGGCUCGCUGCCACGCAGUGUUACCCUCAACAAUCCCAACUUCAUACAGACCAGUGAAGGGUACUAUAAAUUCGACACUAGCCACAACCGAAACGCGCCUACCACCGACAACUCGCUGCAGAGGAACCUCUCAAGCUACGAGAAUUUCGACGGCGCGCAUUCCCCUACCCGCAUUGAGCAGCUGACGCCCGAAGUGACAAUAGGCCACUACGAAAACGUGGGCCGAAUGGACGAGAUCGGGAUUCCCGUCUUCGACGACGACUUCAGCGAAGUCCCCAGCCCGAUACUGCUGAGGAGGAACGGGGAGCGGCUGACUUCGUCCCCGAUCGGAAGCCCCUACGAGAACAUUUAUUCAAAGAGCAACACCAACGCGAACCUCAAGCCGAAAUCGCCGAAAACUCAAAGCCCCCGGAGUAGGAUAAAGACGACAUUCGCUCACAAGAAUCUCGCGUCGCCCCAGUACUUUGUUUUCCCGACGCCGCCGCCGAACAACACGCAACCGAGCUUCGAAACGGAAAAAGGCACCAACAACGAUUCCCCAGUACCUGACAAUACGAACAGCCCCAAAUGCGGCGGUAUCGAGAAGCAGUUGAGCCUGGAGGAGGAAAUACCGAUGAUAGAUGACAGCGAUUUGACCAACGACUUGGAGUUCAGAUAUUCGAGGGUGUUCAGCGAGAAGAACGAGGAAGAAGACAAAGCUAGCCAGCAGAAGGAGAGCGAAGAUCCUAGUCCUCUAGACGAAUACCUAAUCGAGAAGACGUUGAUAAAAAAUCAAAGUUUUGACGACGUCAAGAAAGAGUUGAUGGCGGACAUACCAGAGUUGGAGGAGUUCGAGAAAGACCUUAAGCAGAACAAACGGGAGAAGAUCAUAAAGAACUUAACGGAGGACAUGAAGAGGAUGGAUUUCGAAGCGAGCUCUAUCGACAGUGCUGUUCUAGAUGAUAAUGUUGACGAUUUGAAAUCUAAAUACGACACUUUGAAAGAGGAAAGGAAGAAGUUGGUCGCGGAAAUUCACGAGAUCAAAUGUAAGAUGUCGGAAAUAAGAUCUCAAGAGGACGACAUUUUACGAGAGUUGGAAAUGGAGAAGGCUCUCAUCAAAGGCGAAUAUGACUCGGAGAUAGCAAUACUAAACAUUGAGCAGAGGAAAAAAACGGAGUUAAUCGAAAAUGCGCAGAAGAUUGAAGAAGAGAUCAAGCAGCUGAAAGAGAAGCAAGAGAUACGACAGAACGAGAUAAGAGAUAGAGUUGAAAUCGCUACUACUAAAGUAGAACGGAUUGAAAAGGACCUAAAAGAAAACGCAGCCACGAUGGAAGAAUUACAGAACGCGCAAGACAUAUUGGAUAACGAAACGAAAAUCUUCGAAGAUUUGGAGUUCCAGCAUUUAGAGGAGGAAUCCGAAUUACUGGCGAACAGGGAAGACCUGCAAAACGAAAUAAUGAACCUCACUAAGAAGAUAGACGCGCAGAAGAGCAGAAUACUGACCCUGAAGUCCGAAGCCAACAACAACUUGACGUCGGCGCUGGACGAGACCAAGAUCCUGCAGGCGGAGUACGUGCGCCUCCUGAACAGAGUGGAGACGCUGACGGGGAGGGUCCAGGGCGUCGAGCGGGAACUGAAACCCUUGGUGGCGAAGCUGAACGAGAUCGAGAGAACCCAGUCGCCCGACAGCGCGUUCUACACCGACCAGACCAGAGCCAAGUCCGGCGAGUUCGGUUAUUCCCCGCAGACUUCGGACAGCGAUGAUACGGACAAAAUGUCCGGCUACGAGGACCAUGCGAAGAUUACCAGCGAGAGGUUCAACGCGAUCGAUCGGAUGUCGCAGUCGAUGUUCGUGGACAUCGAGAGGCGGGCCGGUGGGGUCGAGGAUGUUCAGACAGAGAGCCGCCUCAGCGAAAGCCCGUCGAAGUCUUCCACUUCCUCGAAGGGGAAGAAGGGAUUUUGGGAGAGGAACUUCGAUUCGCUGAAGCGGAGGGGCGCUCGCGAGAAGAAACAGUCGCCCGAGAAAGCGGACCCGAUGUCUCAGAGCUUCAACGAGAAUCUGCUCUUGAACGGCGACACCAUCGAGGCGGAAUUCCCUCGAGACAGGUUCAACAGUCUACGCGCCAAGAAGUCUGACAGCAAAAACGCCAACGCGGCCAAGAGUGUCUCCAAGAUCCCGACCCUCGCCGCCCUGGGGAAGAUAAUCAAGAAGGACUCCUUCAGCAGGAGGGCGAAGGAGAGUACCGCCAAAGCGGAAGAAGCCGACAAAGAGGCCGCGAAAAGCCGCUACGUGAAGAACGGCAAGCCGGCCAGCGGCGACAACAAGUACUCCAAAGCGAGGACCUCGACGCCGGAGAAGAGAGGCGCUGACAUUAAAGAGGAGACAGCGGAUGACGUGAGAGAGGAGCUAUCCAAAUCGAGCGUCACCUUCGAGAGGAGUGAGACCCGUGACGUCACACCGCCCAAGGCCCUCCACAGGAAGAGCUGCGGCGACGAGCCGAGUAGAAGCGGUCCAGAGUUCCGAAGGUCGCCCGACUCGGCGAAAGCGCCCUCGCAGGACGACAUCGACCGGAUCUCCAGGGUGACGAUGGACGCCCCGAUCCUCGGCAGCGGGGCGGACAUGAGCUCGCUGGGCAAGCGCACCCUGGACAGCCUCAUGGAGAUCGAGAGGAAACGGAUCGAGAUGCUGGAAGAACAAGGGUGCCAAGUGAUAGAGAACGAGCGCGAGAAGAUAUCGGCCUUAAAGCGGCGGGCCCAGGACGAAACCAGGCGGCUCUGGGACCAGAAGAACCGGGACCUGGCCCGCUCCCUGGACAGUGACGGACUGGACGGCUCCCAGGAUCUGGGCGCGCAGACCCUCGACGCCACCAGCUCCACCGCAUACGACGAGAGUUCGGGAUUCUUGUCGUCGUCCAUUGAAGAGCUUCAGGCCCGUAACUCGCGCACCGAAUCGACCGAAGACGACAAGCGCAGCGACGAUAGCCGACCCCUCAGUCAUGCCUCCGACUUUAGCAGGGACAACAUACUAUCGCUCAGCAAUGCACCUCGGCGCAGCCGUCGAGGAGUCGCCCCUGCCCAGGAGUGGCAGCGACCCCUCACGAGAUACUUACCCGUCGACCGAGACGACUUCGACCUUCGCAGACAUGUGGAAUCCGCUGGCCACCAAAUCGAGUUGUGCCCCUACGUGACGAUCAACUCGACGUCGUGUCGUGGAUACCUGCACAAACUCGGAGCAAAGUUCCACACCUGGUCCAAAAGGUGGUUCGUUUUCGACCGGGAGACGAAAACGUUCGUCUACUACUGGGACAAGAGCGAGAAGAAGCCGCGGGGUGGCGCGUACUUCCAGGUGAUCGAGGAAGUGUAUCUGGACCACGGGAACACUUCCCGGUCGCCAAGCCCUCAGACGACGUUCAUAGUGAAGACCCGCCAGAGGCGGUACUACUUGAUGGCCCCCUCGGGAGAGGCCGCUCGGGUAUGGAUCGACGUUGUGUUCACUGGCGCCCAGGGUUACACGGAAUACCUGGAG